This is a messenger RNA of Adineta ricciae, 723 nucleotides long. The record is from the annotation of a GenBank genome assembly. NCBI's taxonomy places the organism in Eukaryota, Metazoa, Rotifera, Eurotatoria, Adinetida, Adinetidae.
AUGAGCCACGAUCUCGGUUCGAAACUUAUCUUAAGAGACAAAAGCUUGAUGAUACGAUCGUUAAAAUCUAUCCUCGAUGGUUGGGGUGGUUUGAUCAUGAACUGGGAUCAAUUCGGUACUCAUUUUUUUGCUUUGAAUUUUUCAGUAACUUUUUGUGAUAUUGUUUGGCAUGAGAUCGAACGGAAACGUCGCAUCAAUCAACAGUCGAAGACCAAUAAAUUAGUGUAUGAUAGUAUCACACAUACACGAGUGCAUCUCGCUCGGUUCAAAUGGCAGCUUUGUUAUACACUAGUUCGUAAUGAAUACUUGAAAUUUCUUCGAAAGCAUGCACUGUUAGUUGCGACCAACGGCGCAGGUUUAGUAUCGUCGACGACAGCAGCCGCUGUUGUUGUGACUGGCAAUUCGCCAGAUGAAAAACAGCGGAACAGUGAACAGCAUUCAUCGAUUUUAUUAUACGAUCGGCCAAUAAUGAAACAGCCACCGAUUCCAGCCAAACGAUCCGGUUAUCGAUAUAAUUUUGAUUACGAACAGACAAGUGAUCUUCGUUUUAUCUAUCAACAAUUGAAAUGUUUAACAAACAAUGUUGCACAAUUGAAGAAUCCUAAUCGACGAGACAAUGACGUGGACGAGAUUUAUCUCUCAGCGGAUCAAUCCGAAACGAAAAAACAGCCGUCACAAGUAACUUGUACAUUUCACAAUAUGCCAACCAUCCAACGUCGAUAG